UGUGGCUGGGCGCGGGGCCGCGUCCCUGUGCCCUGCCCGCCCGCCGGCCAUGCCUUUGCCCCCCACGGAGCUGCACCCCUCGGAGCGGGUGGUGGUGCUGGUCUCCUGUGCCCUUUCCUUCCUGGGCUCCAGCCUCCUGGUCUGCACCCACGCCCUGUGGCCGGAGCUGCGGACGCGGCCUCGCCAGCUCCUGCUCUACCUGUCGCUGGCCGACCUCCUCUCUGCCCUCUCCUACUUCUACGGGGUGCUGCAGGACUUCGAGAGGACCUCCUGGGACUGCGUGCUGCAGGGCGCCAUGUCCACCUUCUCCAACACCAGCUCCUUCUUCUGGACCAUGGCCAUUGCCCUUUACCUCUACAUCACCAUCGUGAGGGGCUCGCCCACAGGCACGGGCUUGCUCUGCUGCUUCCACGUCGUGAGCUGGGGAGUCCCCCUUGGCAUUACGGUGGCGGCUGUUGCUCUGAAGAAGAUUGGCUACGAUGCCUCCAAUGUUUCUGUGGGCUGGUGUUGGGUCAACUUGGAUGCAGAGGAUCGGGUCUUGUGGAUGUUGUUAACGGGGAAAGUUUGGGAGAUACUGGCCUAUGUGAUUUUGCCAGUGCUCUACAUCCUCAUCAAGAAGCACAUUAAUAGAGCGCAUGCAGCUCUCUCAGAGUAUCGCCCCAUUCUCUCAAGAGCACCUGCAUUUCAGCCCCGGACUUCCAUAGCAGAUAAGAAGUUGAUUCUCAUCCCUGUCAUCUUUAUCAUCCUCCGUGUGUGGAGCACUGUACGAUUCAUUCUGACUCUCUGUAACUCCCCUGCAGUGCAAAAUUCAGUCCUGGUUGUCCUGCAUGGAAUUGGUAACACGUUCCAAGGAGGUGCCAACUGCAUUAUGUUUGUCCUCUGUACGCGAGUGGUGCGGACUCGGCUGUUUUCCUCCAUUUGCUGUUGCCACUACGAUGAGCUGGAUUGGCCUUCGCCAAGAUCAAACAGCUACUGGCAGCGCCCAGAACCCCACAAGGACAAGGAUGUACCAGGCCCUGAGCGGACAGACCCCCUGCUUUCAAGCACCUGAGCCUGGACUGUCUACAUCUCAGUGCUGAUUUCUUCUUUCUUGCAGGUGCAGGAUCAUCCCAGAGUCCCACAGAGGGAGCUAAAGCCUGGGGAAAAGCACGGCUGGAGUGGCUGAGCAGACAGAAAGGACCCACUGCUCCUCGGUGUUCGGAUCCCAGCUGCUUUGGUCUUGAGCUUUGCUCAGGAUCCUCUGGAAGAUACUGUUUGGCUGUACUCGCAACUUCUUGGUUUUCCUCCCUCCUUCCCUCUCCCACCACUAUAAAUCUUAAAAAUUGUUUGGGGUUUUGCUUUUCUGUCUGACAAGGCGAAUGCGUUGUGAGUUCUGGGGUGAACAAAUACCAUGGUGUUAGGAAAACUGCAGGAGCUGCCAAAUAGGACUAUCCUGGGCGUGGAUUUCAGUCCUAGUGUGUGAGAUGUUCCAGGGAGCUCCAGACUGGCUCCUGUUCUUCACUUGAAUGUGGACAGGAGCGUGCAAACACACCUGUUUGGUGGUGGUGAUGGAUGGUUCCUCUUGAUGGUUUAUUCCUCCUCCUUGGUGGUUAGGGGUCGUCCUCAUCAGGGUUUGUGGUGGCAGCAUAUUUAUUGCCUCCUGGGAACAGCUGAGCUCUGCAGACUCCCUUGGUGCUCAGGGAAGUCUGGGUGUAGCACCCCAGCCUCCUAGCCCUC
Athene cunicularia (burrowing owl) is the source of this 1716-nucleotide messenger RNA. RefSeq names its product G protein-coupled receptor 157 (gene GPR157). Gene Ontology annotation, cellular component: plasma membrane. The coding region runs from base 50 to 1051 and encodes 333 amino acids. The record is from RefSeq and is a predicted model, not a curated record. Lineage: Eukaryota; Metazoa; Chordata; Aves; Strigiformes; Strigidae. Gene Ontology annotation, molecular function: G protein-coupled receptor activity. The transcript is spliced from 5 exons. Gene Ontology annotation, biological process: cell surface receptor signaling pathway; adenylate cyclase-activating G protein-coupled receptor signaling pathway.